CAAUAGGUAAGGAAAUCGAAUUUCAAGUGCCCCAGAAGGACCGCAUAACGAUUCGGAACAACUAUCUCAUAGCAUGGCUCUCGAACGCUCAGACGAGCAUUAUAGCGAAACGCGACGGGCUGGAGUCAUUACCAGACGAACAAAGGAUCGUUAAGAACAUGAAUGCCUUAGAUCCAUUCGGAGAAGGCAUUUUCGAUUGGAGUGCUGCUUCAGCAAACGACCCGCUUAAUCCCAUCAAGAACACCGCCUUUGCCAUUAGAGCUACGGCAGCCAAAAACACAGCCCCAGAGUUCACGAACCUCCCCCGGGAUGUGUGGAUUUACGGUGACACGGCCCCAGGGACGCUCAUAUACUCGGUAUCCGCCAGCGAUAUUGACCCCUAUGACGUCAGCAGUCUAUUGAUUACAUACGAUGAUAACGCGAGCUUUCCAUUCUAUUACGACAGAACAAGGGGUAACGUCUAUCUGGGAUCGUACGGCGCGGCGAGGGGCACGUACAAUAUGACGUUCACUGUCACGGACCAGUGUGGAAACACCAACAGUGCAGUCCUGACAAUAAAAGUUCUCAACUGGGCCCCCAAAUUGCACGGCCUUCCGGCGUUCUAUUCUAUCACCGAGGAGACGGUGAACGAACUUACCCUAGCAACCGUCAACAUCACCGAUAGAGACAACACAACCUGGACAACGAAGACUUUUAACAACGACUCUAACCUGGAUGCGGAAUUGGAGCACGAAGGCUUCCGUCAGGCUUUUUCUGCAGGAACCGCCCGGAAUAUUGUCAUUAAUAAAGACAAUAAGCAUAUUAUGACGUACUCCGGGAACGAAGAGUUUUUCAUGAAAAUGUCGUUUACGGACGGGACUGACGCCACCCUCCAGGGUCACUUCAUGCUCUACGUGAUUAAAAACAGCAAACCGAAGUUUACGAACCUUAACAACGGCGCCAAGGUGACGGUAUCUUACCUGACCACUUCUAAUGGCGACUUUGUCUACGCGGUGUCUACUUCGGAUGACGAAAACGACCAUAUUUACUUUGAUCCGCUGACGUGUGAUACCCACGGCUGCGCUAGUCCUUGCCCUUGCCCUUUUGCGAUUGGCAAAGACGGUAUUAUUCAUACAACGCAAGACUUCAUGCGGACAUAUAUCACCGGUUAUGACGUCACAAUCAGCAUGUAUGACGACAAACACAGUCUUGACAAGCGAACUGCCACCUUGACAAUUCUUGUGGAGGACAUUGACGACAAGCCUCAGGUAAGCAACCUACCGAUGACCUACCCCCUGGGCGUGUCCGAAAACACCCCCCUGGGGACAACACUCUACACCGUGCUCUUCAAUGACCUUGACUCCGGGGACACGCACACCAUACACGCCAACUUUAGCGAGAAAUGGGCCACCAGCUACUUCCAUCUUAAUGAAACUUCCGGCGUUCUCACUACCGCCUUCAACGUUCUCGACUACGAAAAGGUGAUAGGAAACUCGUGGAGCUCGAGUUUCAAUGUCGCCGUGCAGGUCAACGACGGGAUGGACUGGUCGGACGCCGUGCUGUCUGUUGUGAUCCUGAACGUCAACGAGCCGCCGUCGUUCCACGAGACCAAAUACAAGAUGACGCCGGCGGAACAAGGCGAUAAAGGUAGUGGCGCCAGUACUUGGGGUCGCUGGAUGGAUAAGACAAAGGACAUUGAAGAUCAAGAUUUACUUGUAUCGGCUCUAAGCGAGGCACACACAUUCACGUGGGAUUGCGGGGAAUCCACGCGGUUUUUCCUCAUGGACCGCACCACCGGUGACGUCACAUUCUCCGCCAACUUCGACUAUGACACGGCUAACUUGACGACGCCCUUCACUUGUACAGUGAAGGUCAAGGACAAGGCUGGAAUGACCGCUACCACUUUGUUGGAAGUGCUCAUCGAUGACGCUAAUGACAACGCGCCGGUGUUCGCACAGACGACCGCCUACUACAUUUUCCAGGUGCCGGAUCUGGCGGCCGGCCGGUUUGUCGGUCAGGUGACUGCUGCUGACAGCGACAGGUCGACCCAAUACAGCAACAUCUACUACAGCUUUCUUGUAAACCCGUUCUUAAAAGGCUUCAUGGUUAUUAACGAUUUCGGAAAUAUUUACGUUAACGAGACGUGGAAGAAACCUCUGUUCGCGUAUGGAGUCUCGUACGAUCUCGUGGUGCUCGCCGAGAACGUGGAAGACCAUACUGGAACGCGCCACACGUCGACGGCAUCCGUGACGGUGUUCAUUUCCGGGACGUCAACGACCACCACGACGACCACCGAUCGGCCAGCGGAGUUUCUCGAAGAUACCCGGAGCGUUUCGUGGAUUUCCGUGCUGUCUGCACUCGGCGGGACGCUGUUACUGGUGGUCGUUGUACUCACUAUGGCGUAUACGGUGCAGGUCAAGCGAUACCGCUGGUGUAUACCCUGGUGCCGGAAGAAGCUGCUGGGGCUCGGCAAAAUGACAAGAAAGGAGAAGCGCCGGUACUACCGCGCUAUCUUGCGCGCCGAGGCCGGCAUUGAGGAAGGCGACGAAGAAGUGGCUCGCAUCACCCUCGGGGAGCCGGAACCAACCCAGGUGCAGUCCCCGGCGCCCCCCAUGAUGUGGGACAAGCGGCAACCCCAGACGGGUCCCACCGUCCGGAAGUCAGAUCCCGUGCUCGACUUCAAGGAGCCCAAGCCACCGCUGAAACCAAAUCCAUCGAAGAUGAUGACAGGUCGCACUGGACCUAAGAUCUGGACGUAAUCACUUACUGCGUUGAUCGAUGUUUCCUCCAUUUCUUAAUGCCCUCUUAGAAAUGUUUCUUCGCGGAAUGCCAGCUUUUUGACAUUUACUCAAGAAAUAUGAAGACAUCGACAUAACAUAUCAGAAACCAUUUAAUUGCAAUUGUGAUUCAUUUUUGGGCUUUAUGUUGUCUCAAUAAAUUUAAAUAGAAUCAUUAGUUUUAAUGGACACAUUUUUAAUAGAAUUUGAACAAGCGUCUACAGAAAUCUUGCUGUUCAAUUAGAAUUAAUAGCGCGGUACUUGGUCAAUUUUUUUAAUAUUAUUAAAACAAUUAAGUGAUCGUUUACUAAGAAUUUCUGCAAACACAAUACCAUCCUUUAACUGAAGUAUUUAAUUGAUAUGUCGUUUCUCUGUGAUUUUAUAUAUACAAGUUUAGUGUUAAAAGUCAUUCAAGCACAUUCAAUAAAACAAGACCCACCAG
Molecule: messenger RNA, 3198 nt
Organism: Dreissena polymorpha
Lineage: Eukaryota; Metazoa; Mollusca; Bivalvia; Myida; Dreissenidae
Product: protocadherin Fat 1-like
Exons: 16
Coding region: 159-2738 (859 amino acids)
Biological process (GO): homophilic cell-cell adhesion
Cellular component (GO): plasma membrane; catenin complex
Molecular function (GO): calcium ion binding; cadherin binding
Source: RefSeq, a predicted model, not a curated record